Messenger RNA from Rhineura floridana, 4814 nucleotides. RefSeq names its product phospholipase C gamma 2 (gene PLCG2). Bases 306 to 4097 code for a protein of 1263 amino acids. The transcript has 34 exons. The record is from RefSeq and is a predicted model, not a curated record. Lineage: Eukaryota; Metazoa; Chordata; Lepidosauria; Squamata; Rhineuridae. Gene Ontology annotation, molecular function: protein binding; phosphatidylinositol-4,5-bisphosphate phospholipase C activity. Gene Ontology annotation, biological process: positive regulation of epithelial cell migration; phosphatidylinositol-mediated signaling; phospholipid catabolic process.
CCUCCGCGGUUGCUGAAUGGCUCAUCUGCGUCACGUGCCCGCCCCCCCUCUGCCGGCCCGCCCGGCUAACUCCGCGCCUCCCUCUCGCUGAGAAGCAGAAGUGGGGAGCCUUCGCGAGGCUGACCGGCGGUGGAGGUGGCGGCGGGGAAGAGAGAGGGAGAGAGCGCCAGCCAGCCAGCCAGCCAGGGCGAACAGGCAAGCGGACCGCCAGGCAACGAGCGAGCGAAGCAGACGAGCCCGUGUCGCCGCCUCUGCGGCUGAGGCGCAGGUGAGCCUGCUGAAGACUUGCCACCUUCACUCUGAACAUGUCUAGGAGAAGCAUAGACUAUGGGGAGCUACCGGAGUAUGAGAAGAGUCAGAUUAAAAGGACCCUGGAACUGGGCACUGUCAUGACAGUGUACAGCCUCAAAAAGAGUAAUCCAGAGAGGAGGACAAUCCAAGUCAUCAUGGAAACCAGGCAGGUUGCAUGGAGUAAGACAGCUGACAAGAUAGAAGGAUUCUUGGAUCUGAUGGAAUUAAAGGAAAUUCGACCAGGAAAAAAUUCAAAGGAUUUUGAGCGUGGGAAAGCAACACGGCAAAAAGAUGACCUUUGUUUUACGAUUUUCUAUGGUACUCAGUUUGUUCUCAACACCUUAAGCUUAGCAGCUGACUCGAAGGAUGAUGCUGACAAAUGGCUGUGUGGCUUGAAUAUCUUGCAUCAAGAAGCUAUGAAUGCUUCCACUCCAGCAAUUACAGAGAGCUGGCUCAGAAAACUGAUUUAUUCUGUGGAUCAAUCCAGAAGAAACAGCAUCAGCCUUAGAGAGCUGAAGACUGUGCUUCCUUCUGUAAACUUCAAAGUGAGCAGUGUGAAGUUCUUGAAGGAUAGGUUUGCAGAAAUAAAAGCUGUUAAAGAAGAACUGAGCUUUGAGCAAUUUCAUCUAUUCUACAAGAAAAUAAUGUUUGAGCAACAGAAAUCGAUUCUUGAUGAGUUCAAGAAGGAUUCCACUAUGUUUCUUCUAGGAAAUACAGAUCGCCCAGAUGCUUCAGCAGUGCAUUUGCAUGACUUUCAGAGAUUUUUACUACAUGAACAGCAGGAAUCUUGGGCUCAGGAUCUUAGUAAAGUUAGAGAAAGGAUGUCUAAAUUUAUAGACGACACUAUGAGAGAAACUGAUGAACCUUUUCUCUAUGUUGAUGAGUUCCUUACUUACCUUUUUUCAAGAGAAAACAGUAUAUGGGAUGACAAGUAUAACUCAAUUGACCCUCAGGAUAUGAACAACCCUUUGUCCCACUACUGGAUAUCUUCUUCACAUAAUACAUAUCUCACAGGAGACCAGCUUCGCAGUGAAUCUUCUCCAGAAGCUUAUACCAGAUGUCUCCGGAUGGGAUGCCGAUGUAUUGAGUUGGAUUGCUGGGAUGGUCCUGAUGGGAAGCCCAUUAUUUAUCAUGGAUGGACACGGACAACAAAAAUUAAAUUUGAAGAUGUUGUGCAAGCAAUCAAGGAACAUGCAUUUGUCACAUCUGAGUACCCGGUGAUUUUGUCAAUUGAGGAGCAUUGCAGUGUGGAGCAGCAGCGCUACAUCGCCAGGGUGUUUAGGGAAGUACUUGGGGACCAGCUUUUAACAAAGCCUGUUGAAGCUAGUGCUGAUCAGCUGCCAUCACCAACUCAAUUGAAAGGAAAGUUCAUCAUUAAGCAUAAAAAGCUGGGGCCAAAAGGUGAUGUAGAUGUGAACACGGAAGACAAGAAAGAGGAGAAAAAGCAACAAGGAGAACUCUACAUGUGGGACACCAUAGACCAGAAAUGGACUCGCCAUUAUUGUGCUGUGGCAAAUGAAACGCUCUCAUUCAGUGAUGACAUAGAGCAGAACAUUGAAGAAGAGCCAUCAAAGGAAGUGAAGUGUACCGAGCUGCAUUAUGGUGAGAAAUGGUUCCACGGAAAAAUGAAGGAAGGGAGAAAUACCGCUGAGAAGCUGCUACAGGAAUAUUGUGCUGAAAUGGGGGGCAAGGAUGGAACGUUCUUAGUGAGGGAGAGCGAAGCUUUCCCUAAUGACUACACACUGUCAUUCUGGAGAUCAGGCCGAGUCCAGCACUGCCGUAUCCGUUCCUCAAUUGAUGGAGAUUCCAUAAAAUAUUACCUGACAGACAAUCUCACCUUUGAUAGUGUCUGUGAUCUAGUUCAACAUUAUAAAGAAGCACACUUGCGGUGUGCUGAAUUCGAACUACGUUUGACUGAUGCUGUGCCUAACCCCAACCCUCAUGAAUCUAAGAAUUGGUAUUACAAUAACCUGAGCCGGGGAGAAGCAGAAGAUAUGCUGAUGCGAAUUCCUAGAGAUGGAGCCUUUUUGAUAAGGAAGAGAGAUGAACCCAAUUCUUAUGCCAUGACUUUCAGAGCUGAGGGGAAAGUGAAGCACUGCCGUAUCAAGCAAGAAGGCCGCCUCUUUGUCCUGGGAACGUCAGCUUAUUUUGAAAGUUUAGUGGAACUGGUGAACUACUAUGAGAAACACCCAUUGUAUAGGAAAAUGAAGCUGCGCUAUCCUGUGACUGAGGAACUGCUGGAACGCUACAGCAUGGAGAAAGAUCCUAACUCUUUAUAUGAUCUAAAGGCGUACGUGGAUCCCAAAGACAUAAAGCCUUCUGUGCCUCAGAGAACUGUUAAAGCCUUGUACGACUACCAAGCGAAAAGAGAAGACGAGCUGACUUUUUGCCGGGGGGCCUUAAUUCAUAAUGUCUCGAAAGAAAGUGGUGGCUGGUGGAAAGGAGAUUAUGGAUACAAAGUUCAGCACUAUUUCCCAGCCAAUUAUGUUGAAGAGAUGUCUUCUGAUAACAUGGAAGAACUUGAGAAUCAGAUAAUAGAAGACAAUCCUUUAGGAUCAUUAUGCCGGGGUAUUUUGGACCUCAAUAUGUAUAAUGUUGCAAAAAUGCCACAGGGAAAACAUGGAAAGUCUUUUGUCUUCAUCCUGGAACCUAAAAGUCCUGAAGAUCCUCCUGUUGAGUUUGCGACUGAGAAAGUGGAAGAACUAUUUGAGUGGUAUCAAAGCAUCAGGGAAAUCACAUGGAAAACGGCUGAAGAGGCAACUUUCAGGGUUUUCUGGGAAAAGAAGCAAUUAAUUGCCAUGGAAUUAUCUGACUUGGUGGUCUACUGCAUACCUACAAGCAAAAUGAAGGAUAACCUAGAAAAUCCUGAUUACAAAGAAAUCCGUUCCUUUGUGGAGACCAAAGCAGAAGGCAUUGUCAAGCAGAAGCCUAUUGAAGUACUAAAAUAUAAUCAGAAGGGACUGACGCGAAUAUACCCAAAAGGGCAGAGAGUGGACUCCUCGAAUUAUGACCCUUUUCGCUUCUGGUUUUGUGGCUCCCAGAUGGUGGCUCUUAAUUUCCAGACACCAGAUAAAUACAUGCAAAUGAAUCAUGCCUUGUUUUCACUUAAUGGCCGGACUGGUUAUGUACUCCAGCCAGAAAGCAUGAGGAAUGAGGCGUAUGACCCAGUGCCAAAUGAAUCCAAGAAGAAACUACAGAUGAUUUUGACAGUGAGGGUCAUCGGUGCUCGCCAUCUACCCAAGCCUGGUAGAAGUAUCGCCUGCCCCUUUGUAGAGGUAGAAAUUUGUGGGGCUGAAUAUGACAACAAUAAAUUCAAGACAACUGUUGUGAAUGAUAAUGGCCUUAACCCAGUUUGGAUAUCUCAAGAGCAAGUGAAGUUUGAAAUUUAUGACCCCAACCUAGCAUUUCUGCGCUUCACUGUUUAUGAGGAAGACAUGUUCAGUGAUCCCAACUUUUUAGCACAUUGCACUUUCCCUAUUAGAGGAAUCAAAUCAGGCUUUCGGUCUGUCCCUCUCAAAAAUGGAUAUAGUGAGGAUAUAGAGCUGGCUUCCCUCUUGGUUUAUUGUGAGAUGCAGCAGAUCCUGGAAGGUGAAGAAGAUCUCUAUUCAUCGUUUCGGCAACUGCGAGAGCGCCAAGCAGAGCUGAACAAUCAGUUAUAUGACACCCGACGAAACUUAAGGAAUCCCAGCAGAGAUGCUUUAUUGAAAGAGUUCAGUGUGAAUGAGGGUCAGCUACAAGUGUAUCAAGAGACAUGCAACAGGAGAUUGAGAGAGAAAAGAGUCAGCAACAGCAAAUUCUACUCGUAGAGGAACUGGUAUCCUUUAGUGACUAUAAAGUUAUCUGGUAGAACAGCUCUCCCAAAGUUGUCUGGCAGGAGAUGAUGUCUACCAGCUUUUUCAACUGUCACCACUGUCUUUGAUGUCACAUCCUAAACAGCAAGGGAGGUGAAGCCAGUGGAAAUAUUAUGGUCUGUGCAGAGUUAUUUCUACACAAUAGCUUCAAGAAUGUCAGAUUUCAGUUGGAAAAACUUUUGUUUCUAAAAAUCUUAACUUGUAAAAUCCUUACUUGAUUGGGUAGAAAUGUUAUUUAUUUUUCAAUGUAUGUAUACUUCAGAGGGGCGUGUGUGUAUGAAGGUUGAUUUAGACUAAAUGUACAUGGAUUUGUACUAUAUUUAGAGAUUAAAAAGUGCCUAACCAGUCAAUCUACUUUAGGUUUUUUAAAAACUAAACGUCUUUACACAAGAAAAACAGAUCAAAUGAUAAGUUUCUAGUAUUUCAUCUUAUUUGAAGCUGUGACAUAUCUUCAGUAGGAUCAUGCAAAUAUAAUGGGGAAUGCCAGGAUUUCUGUGUAACUUAAAUCUACAGAGAGACUCUUCAAUCCGUAUCAGAAUACAGCUCAGUGUUGAGGUUAUUCUUCAGCGCAAUUCAGGAAGAAUGCACUUGGUGUUAAACCUGGAGGAGGGGAAGGACAAAUGAAAGGAACUCUUCCCCUUUGUAUCCCAUGGAUUUAUAGUUAAUGGACCC